Cryptococcus deneoformans JEC21 is the source of this 2699-nucleotide messenger RNA. RefSeq lists its product as hypothetical. The transcript has 3 exons. NCBI's taxonomy places the organism in Eukaryota, Fungi, Basidiomycota, Tremellomycetes, Tremellales, Cryptococcaceae. Bases 348 to 2351 code for a protein of 667 amino acids. The record is from RefSeq and is a predicted model, not a curated record.
GUCUUCUUCCUCCAUUCUGACGUCUGAUUUCUUUCUUCCUCUCCACAAUUUGCCACCCACCAUGGCAUCUUGGGUAUCCACAUUUCGCUCACCGUCACCCUGUACAGACGAUGAAAGUUGCCACUCCGUCAAAGUAGGCGCUGGCGCAAAUACAGAUCUCAUACAUGAUCUGGACCUUUCUUUACGUGACGAUAAGGCCGUGUAUAACCCUAACCCAUUUACGUUAGCGAAGAGGAAGAGUAUGAGAGGUGGAGGAAGAAAGAUAUCAAAUGGUAAAACUUUCGACCAAGCUUAGAUAUAGACCAGAAAGCUGAGGGACUGUUUCAGUCAUUUCGGCAGAGGAUAGGAUGAAAGAUGUCGUGCCAGCAGUCAGUUCUACGCCCAAAGCCGCAAAAUUUAUUGAAUAUCUGAAAACUACAUCCACUCCUGAAAACCAAGAGAAUGCAAACUCAAGUAAUAACGAGGACCUUUCUGCGACGGCCCGACGCGGCCCAAAACCUGCUGUUUGGAAUUACCUGCCACCGCCUAUCGAAGAGGAAGUGAAGCCACGCAGCAAGAAGAGCGGAUGGGUAGACAAGGACGGUAACCCAUUGCCUGAUGCCCCUCCGCGUAAGAAGUCGAUAAUCAAUAUCAUCGAGGAAAAGGAAGCACAGGAGGAAAAAAGGGCGAAGAAGGCCGCCCAAGCCAAGGAGAAGAGAAAGAGGACCAUCGAAGCAAAGAAAAAAAAGAAAACUGAGGAGAAGAUUGAGUUUGGAUUACUCCCCAAAGGUGCGGGUCCUACUGAAGAAUAUCCCAUCUUGCUCGCUCUGGAUAAGCAGAAAUCCCUCCCGACUAAAUCUCAAGCAAAGCUGAAAAAUGGCGAAGUCACCCGCUCACCGCGGCCUAAGCACAAUAUCGUUGAGGAUAUCAAUGACCUUGUUUAUGGACCUGCAAAAACAAGGAACGGCAAAGGCAAUACCGCAACCGACCCUAUCGACCUCGACCAUUCGUCUGAAAUUAGUGAUCGCAAAAGUCGAUCGGAUGGAUCUACUUCAACAUUGAUAGGGAGCAGCAAGGCCAAUAAGUCUGGUGUUAAUGCACAAAUCGGCAGGUUCUCAGCAUCGAAGGCAUCGACUCAGCGCCGUUUACCUUUCAAGGAAUCCUAUCCUUCAUCAAGCAAUCGUGAAAGAAGCCAACUUGGUAGUCCACCAAGCCUCAAACAACCUCAAGGACUAGGAACGCCUCAUACUGAUGAUACGGCCGUCGGCUGUGACUCGAUGGAACAUCCCUCAACAAUGACUCGCAUUCCAUCUUCGGUGACUCAAGCAGGCGAUAAAUCAACUACUACAGCCAGUGGUCUCCCUUACAGUUCACCUUUGGCCGGAAGGGGGAAGAUAUUAGGUCAUAUAAGGGGAGGAAAGUUGAAAGGGAAAGGUAAGCUGAUUGAAUACCUGCCUGAGUCAGAUUUGGAGCCGAAUUUGGAAGACUUUAAAUCGCUGGACGUGGAAAGAUUAGAAAGAGCCGCGGAGACUUACCAAUCUAAGGAGAUUCACAAUCCGCCAUCCCCCAUCAUUGCUCGCCCCGUCCCUCGACAGUUCCAACGUCUCGUCCCGAUCAACCGCUUCCAACCUCCAUCUCGUUCUCCCAGUCCCAUGUGGUCAACUCUACCUGUGCCCUCCAAGCGCAAAAUAUCUUCCCCCUCAUCUUCCUCAAAGGAUUCAAAGGCCUUCACUUCAAACAAGUUCCGUGUUCCAUCGCUUUUCCCCACCACUCGCAAACGCUCCCCGGCUCAAUCCCCUAGCUCGCCUAGAAAACUUACUAGACUCACCCUUUUCACGCCUACUUCGAAAGAAGAAGACGCUUGCCGACCUAUUCCGGAAAGAUCGUUGUACACCAUUAACACAAUCCGAGGUACCACGUACGCCCCGUCGGUCGUUCAUAACGAUAUGCCCGGAGGUAAAAGUCAUAGGCUCGUCGGUAUCAAGGGCAGACUGACCCUUCCUCCUGGCCGAAGCGGAUAUCCAUCAAGAACCAACACUAACGGCCUAAUGACGACGUGGAAGAACAAGAAUGAUCAGCAGACCCAAAUAUCUCAAAAUGGAUAUAGUGGAGACCCUGCUUAUGACUAUCGCGAUUACCAAAUUCGAGCGGGGCCGUCGGGGACGGGGAAUGAUUAUGACGAGGGAUACGAGGAUGAGGCCGAGGGGGAUAAGGAAGACUGGCAGUCCGCCUGGAAGAGAAGGAAUAGCGGUGGGACUGGGGUGGCGCCUGGUCAGAUGAUGGGUAGAAGGAGGUUGGAGCGGACCAGCAUAGAGGCGGAUGAGAUGGAUGCGGCGGAGCAAUACAUCUUUCAACCUCAUGAGAGGUACUAAUUCUCCGGGAUUCUUCUGCCGAGUGGUCAGAAGUGAGGCGGAUGGGGGUUUAACUAAUCUUCAGGGAUUAGCUAUUAUGCUCACGAAUUUGCUAUCUAACUGCUGAUACAGUUGUAUUUCAACUUGCCUCACUAACCUUAUGUUGUUUACGGUUUCCGAUUAAGUAUCAUUCAUUUUUCCUUACCGGCUCAAUAUUUAUACUUACUUUAUGCCAAUUUCUCGGCCAUGAGCUCAUCAUCGGUUGUGCAUUUGAAGAUUGAAUGGGUCUAUAUCCUUUGUGCAUGGCGAUCUGUGAUUAUUGAGCGAAAUGCCAUAACUCUCUUUUUUCUGGUGGCUUUCUCUAAGUAG